Molecule: messenger RNA, 1758 nt
Organism: Aspergillus bombycis
Lineage: Eukaryota; Fungi; Ascomycota; Eurotiomycetes; Eurotiales; Aspergillaceae
Product: fungal specific transcription factor domain-containing protein
Exons: 4
Coding region: 1-1758 (585 amino acids)
Biological process (GO): regulation of DNA-templated transcription
Cellular component (GO): nucleus
Molecular function (GO): transcription cis-regulatory region binding; DNA-binding transcription factor activity, RNA polymerase II-specific
Source: RefSeq, a predicted model, not a curated record
AUGGCGACUUUCCACCCAGAAUCACUCACUUCAUUGCAUGCGAAUGUCCGUGUCAUACCACUGACGCAAGCCCAAUGCCCCCAGAUCGAGGCCGCGCUUCUCGGGCGUGCGUUUCCUGCCGAAAACAGAAGACCAGAUGCUAUGAAUCAGGCACUGGCGGGCGACCGUGUCUUCGAUGCGAACGCCUUCAGCAGAGAUGUUCAUUUGAGCAUCAGCCAACCCUUUCCCGGGAGGAUGCUGCUUCCCAUACUCCUAGUAAUAGAGCAGCUCGAACGAACAGUUGGGGCGUUAUUAGAGCGCUUGGGAGAGGACUCCUCUAGUAUCAUGACUCCGGCCAUCGAGCGCUCCGAUAACCCAGGACAUUUCUUGCACAAGAGUGCAGUGGGUCCAGCACCCAAGUCAGAUUAUCCCUCGGCUCCACCGGUCAUGGUCAUCCGUGAUCUAGCAUCGGAUGCGGGAGUAAAAUCGCCAGAUGCCAACUCCCACGAUUCAGUACUAGAUGGUCUCAUAUCGGCCGAUCUAGCACUCAAUCUCAUCACCAUCUUUCUAGAGCAUUACGGUCGAUGGGUGCUUUUCGACCCAGAGAGUGAUCCCAAGGUCUUACUUGGCAAGGUUAAUCGAUCACCACUGCUAUUUUCCGCUUGCUGCCUAAUCGCUGUCCGACAUACAACGGAAAGCCUGGCGACUACUCUAGCCCCGAAGCUCUAUCAGAGCGCGCGAUCGUUGGUUUCAACAGCAUUGCUUGUGUCCCCGCAGCCGAUAGAGUUCUUCCAAGCUGCCAUCGUCCUUUCAUUAUGGUCCACGACGGUGGGACAAGUUCCGCUGAGCAUCGACAGUUGGCUGCUCAGCGGAUUUGCCUUGCAACAUUGCCAAUCCAGCCUUUUGUUCGAUGCAGUCAACACAGCUAACGCGCCCACGGAACUCACGAAAACGGCCCUCGAUAACUGGUGUAUCUGGAACCACCUCUGUCUAGCACACCUGCAGUAUUGCGUCGGCACAAGCAGAAGGUCCAUGCUGCAAGCCUCCCAGAUACCGAAAUGCCGAGCGAUAGUGGGCUCCGACCAUGCUACGAACUACGAACUGCGCAUGGUAGCUGAGAUUCACCUGUACUGGACACUGUACAAGCACACAUCCAGCGAAUCAAUCGACCUCUUGAAGUCCAUGGCUAGUCUACAGGAUUGGAAGAAAGAGUGGCAAUCCAUGCUUGAACAACCCCGCGCGCAAUUCCUGCUGAUGGGCUUCCAUUUCGCUCACCUUCUCUUAUACGAUCAAUGUCUCAAAUGUAAAACUGCGCGAGCCCGCGAAUCAGUCAUUUCCGAAAUGGUCCGCCACUCACUGGCCAUCAUUCGCAUUGCCAUCGACACCGCAGACGACCGUACGCGCCAUCUAACUGACCACAUCUACCACAUGAUCACAUUCGCUGCAAUCAUCAUCUGCAGGUUGCUGAGCGCAUACGAGGACCAAUUACUACAGAUAUACGACCUAGACGAACUAGACUCAUUGAUACUCAACCUCGUAAGCUGGAUGCAGACAAUCGGUCUUCCUUGUCACGCAGCGCAUACACUCGGCCACGUCAUUGGAAAGGUUCAUCAGAAGCUGCGCCCAGCGGUCGUCACUCAGCCACUGGCUGCAGAACAAAGUGAAGUAUUCUUCGGACAGGAUUUGGCGGGCUAUUUCCCCGAGUUCUUGGGUGUUGAGACAACAGAAGACGGAAACUGGGAUUUGAUGCCUAGUUGGGGAUUCUCAAGCCCUCCAUAG